AUGUCAGAGAUUGAGGACGUGUUGAAAGGGUUGGGUGGAGUACUUGGUCAGUCAAGCAAGGGAAAAGGUGGGUCAGCAUUCAAAGUGUCGGGGGGAACAAAUCAAGGAGGUGCAAAACAGGUUAGGGGUACUUUGUUGGUCAAGUUGAAGGAGAAUGGAAUGGGGUCUAUGUUUGAUGUGUGGAGAGAGCCAGGGUGGGCUGGUGGUUGGGCCAAAAGUGGCUGCAAGACAAAUGCUGCUUGGCCAGAUGGUGUGGCCAAGUCGUCUCCCUCUUUCUGGUUCUCAAUAGGCUCUGUACCUGGAGUUGUGUGUGGCUAUGGUGGUGUUCAAAAAGUGGUCAAGAAUGAGCUGCCACUAUAUAUCAAGUCACCCGUACCAUUUUUGUCAUUCAAGGAUGGGAUAAUAAAAGUAGCACAUGCACAAAAAUUCACUCAGAAUUGGUGGUUGUGUGUUUUUGUCCAAAAGCCAUUUUUUGAGGAGUAUGGAGAAGAGUGCUUCCCUGUGGAUGAGACCACAUUCACUUAUGCGGUACUUGAAGACAAAGAAUGUGCCAUCUUGUUUUCUUGA
Molecule: messenger RNA, 567 nt
Organism: Serpula lacrymans var. lacrymans S7.9
Lineage: Eukaryota; Fungi; Basidiomycota; Agaricomycetes; Boletales; Serpulaceae
Exons: 8
Coding region: 1-567 (188 amino acids)
Source: RefSeq, a predicted model, not a curated record